Messenger RNA from Rhineura floridana, 8640 nucleotides. RefSeq names its product kinase non-catalytic C-lobe domain containing 1 (gene KNDC1). NCBI's taxonomy places the organism in Eukaryota, Metazoa, Chordata, Lepidosauria, Squamata, Rhineuridae. Gene Ontology annotation, molecular function: guanyl-nucleotide exchange factor activity. The transcript is spliced from 30 exons. Gene Ontology annotation, biological process: small GTPase-mediated signal transduction. The record is from RefSeq and is a predicted model, not a curated record. Bases 647 to 6280 code for a protein of 1877 amino acids.
ACAUGUUUAGGAUUACAGCCUACGUUCCGCUUGGAGUAAUACUAAGUACAACUAGAACUGGCAAAAAAAAAAACCCUAACUCUGAGCUCAAUCCACUUGGUGUUUCCUUUGAAAUCUUAUCUCUCCUUAAAAAAACAAAAGUACUCCUCCGUCCAUUCCUUCGUUUUAAACCGACCCCACGCCGAAAGUUCUUCCAAACCUCUGGCUCGCUGUCUCGCAAGAGGCGGAGUCCGCCGCCCUCCGUUGUAGUCGCCGCGUAGGUGGCUCUCUGUUGGUGAAGACGAGGCGCGAAGCUUCUGUUGCUAUGGGUGCUCGUUGCCUUAGCAGGUACGCUUGCAGGCUAGGGCGAGGCGACGGUUCCGAGCGGCAAACUCGGCGUGGCUGCGAGGGGCAGCGACUGAUAAAGUGGUAGAAGUCGAGGGGUGAGAGAGAGAGAAAGAGACUCAAAGAACCACCAAACCGGCGCGAGUUGACCGCCAGGGCAGGAGUUGCCGCUUCCAAACAGAAGCGGUGCCAGGACUUGCCUAGGGAUUUGCCGCGCAAGGGCGACAAAACGCGGGGCAUUUAGGCUGCCUAGGUAAGCGAAGAGUGCCAUCUCCUCAACCCCUCAGGAGGAAAAGGCGUCUCUGUGGCAGCAGCAGCCGCCAUGGACGAGUUUGCUGAGGAGCAGGUGGACGAGGACUGCUGUGACUUUGAGCCUCUGCCAGCACUUUCGGAGGAUGAGGAGAACGUGUCUCUUGCUGAUGUAUUGUCACUGCGAGAUAGCUGUCUUUCUGAGCAAGAUGUCUGGGCUGUCUGCCUAGAGUGUAGCCAGUCUCUGAAGAGCAUUGCCCAUUCUGCAAUCUUCCAGACACUUUGCAUUACUCCUGACACUUUGGCUUUUAACACCAAUGGCAAUGUAUGCUUCAUGGAACAGAUCAGUGAUGAUCCAGAAGGUGCCUUUGUGCCUCCAGAGAUUGACGUAACUGGUAACACAUUUGAGGCGCAUAUCUUUUCUUUGGGAGCCACACUAAAAGCAGCCAUUGAGUAUACAAUGAAGUCUGGAAUAGAUUCAAAAUUCAGUCAUGAUCUGCAUACUUUGCUUGAACAAAUGCAGGAAGAAAGACCUAAAGAGAGACCAGAUAUUGAGACUGUCAUAUCGUUGAGUAAAGAGAACCUGAAGCUUUCUUCCUCAAGUGAUAUUUGCCAUUGCCUCUCUGCAAUUGGAAGAAGAGUGCUCUCAAUUGAAUCGUUUGGCACCUUUCAAGACAGUUGUGAUAACUUGUGGAAUGGAAAAGUCUAUGAGAGGAUUUCACCUUAUGAACAGUGCACAGAUUACAACUUAAGAGAACAUUCAUCUCCAGAGGUAGAAGACUUGACUGCUGUUAAUGAUGGGAAUUCUUCUGGCAUGUAUAUCAUGAAUGACAGAAAUAAUGAUAUAAAAGAAAUUAAAAUCAGCCCUAUGAAUGAAAGCUUUUGCUGUCAGUAUGUUUCAGCUCAGGUCACAAAAUGUAAAGAGGUGAACAGCAAUAUAAAAUAUAAGAAGAAGUGUGUGAAUCUUCUGUUAAACAUAAACCCAUAUACAAGUGAAUUGGAAGGAGAUGCAUCAAAAAGAAACUGCUUGAGGAAAGUAAAAACAUUUCCAAAGCUACCUUCUGAAUCUGAGACAGACCCAAGAACUUUCAUCCCUUUCCUUACUCACAGUGGACCACUAACAAGGAAACAAUGCCCAUUACAACCCAAGUCAUUGUCUCUAAUCAAUAAUAAUAAGAAUCCUGCGUUGGAAGGAAAAUCAAGUCAGUGUGAUGGAAAUAAUGAACUUGGAUUAAAAGCAACAUAUUUCCAGGGACCAAAUAAUAAGUUAGAAGACUUUUUCCAGAGCCCAGAGGUAUCUUAUCAACACAAAAAGCCAACCUGUGAUGACAAAAAGGGAUAUUUUCUUCCAUACAAUAAUGUGGUUUCUGGAACUUCAAACAACAAUGGUAUACUAAAUGGACUAGAGAAAUCAAAUUCUGGCCACAAAAUAUUAAAAAAACAUAAAUCAUGGGAAUAUUGUAGAGAAACCUCUGCAAGGUCAAAUGAAAACUGUCUGCUGCAUAUUAACAGAAUGACCACAGUGCUUACAGCACUUAAUGAAUAUGAAUGUAGCUCAAGCUUGCUAUGUUCUCAAGAACAAAAUCACAGUGAGAUGAUAGCCUGUUAUAUUGAAGAUACACAAUAUGGAGGCAGAGAGUCAAAAAUGAAAAACAAUGAGCAGUGUGUCUUUCUGAAACAUCUCUUAACACAGUAUGGUAAACCAUUGAAAGACUAUGAGCUCUGGGCUUUAUGCCAUGAAUGCUUGCUUACUAUGGAAACAUAUAUCAAUUAUCCAGCAUAUUUGUGUUUAGACUCCGUCUUGAUUAACAGUGAUGGAAGUGUUCACUUUGUUCCCCCUAAAAGUGAAGGAUUGUACGAUGUGUUUUAUUUGGCUCCUGAGACGGUGGAAGAGGGCUGUGUUACUGAAAAGGUCUGUAUUUACUGUAUUGCUGCAAUUUUGUGGAGAGCAGCAAAAUACAAUUUUCCACCUGAUCACAAAGUAGUGUUGCCAAGGAAACUGAAGAAUUUUCUUCUGGAUAUGGCUAGACAAAAGUCAGAAGACAGGCCUUCUCUGGCAGAUGCAAUUAAGACAUGUGAUAGCCAUCUUCUUGAACAAAGUAUAAGCAGCAAGAAGGUUCUGGCAUUUUUAUCCAAAUCUGCCUUUCAGGCUUUCAAAGAAUUGGAGUCUUUUAAUAAUAGCUUGCCUUUUAAUUUACAAAGUGAGAAAAAUUCAAUGGAUGAAAACUUAGGAUUUUUACCUAUGAGCAAUGAAAGCAAGCUGAUAGCAGUGAAAGGACCAGUCCCCUACCAGCCUUCUUUAAACAGAGAAAGCACCAUGUUGCCAAGUGCUUUCACUUCUUCAGCAACCCACUUUAAGCCUAUUAUUCUUCAUCAAAAUACAGAUGUUAAAAAGGUUACUGCUGCAUCUACAAUGGUGCAAUGGGAAACAAAUAAGGAGAGAGUAGUACCUGUGGACAACAAAAAUUCAAUAUGUUUAAAUAUUGAUGCUGAAAACCAGAUGGAUGAGAACACUGAUUUGCCCACAGUCAGUAUUACAACUGGUAUUCUGGAGCAGGAUAAACAAGGAUUGAAAACAUCACUUCAGUCUGGUUCGCAAGAGCAAAAUCCAAGCAGCACUAGCUCAUGCAUGGUUCAGUUACCCUUAUUUUCUGAAUCUUCAUGUCUUUCUCAAGAGAAGUGUCCUUCUUCAAGCAUUUCUAAUUGUUCUGUGUCAUCUAGUUUGGCUUUUAUAAAUAACUUCCUUUUGAAGCAGGACCCAGUGACAAGAGUGUUAACUCUUGUACCAGUCCAGAUGGCUGUAUCUGAGCAAAUACCAAAUAAACCUCUUCAUUCAAAAACAGUUUACAGUUGUUGUCCUAGUUUACAUGUCCUCCUUUCAGAUUCUGUAGUGAGCUAUGAUGCUGACAAAGCCCUACAAAAUAAUUCACCCAUGAACAAUCUGAAGAAUGUACAAAAUGAGUGUUGGGAAAUGAAAGUCAAGAUUAAUAGUUUACCCCCAGCUACGAUUAAUAAAGAGACUCAAACAAAGUGUCCUGAAAAUAAUCCAUUCCUUACAUUUUGUGAGAAAUCCGAUACAGAUGCAGAGAGCAAUGUCUCUUUAUCAGAUUGCACGUCACAUGCCUCUAUGGACCAAAACCCUGCUUGUUCACUCAACCUAGAAACUUCUCACCAGAAUAAUGGGAUAAAGGAAGUUUUGAAGAAAGUGGUGCAUCUUAUCGAAGGAGAGUUUACAUUUGGCAGUCCCCUAGAUAAUACAGCUGAAGCUCUGGCUAUAGGUAAAUAUAUUUACAGUUUAAAGGAUCUCAGAUACAACACUUUCUGUAGUGCAAUCUCUGAAAAAUUUUGUGACUUUUAUUGGAAAGAAAAAUUACUAGCAAACCUCUAUGAUGCAGCAAAUGGUAAAACUGCUAUGACUGUAAGCACGAAUGAAACAGAAUAUUGCAGCAAAACAUUCCAGGGCCAAAAUAAGCCUGACAGUCUUGGGAAUGCCAGUGAGGAAACAAAUGAUGGAGAUGACCUUCCACAAGAUAAUGCUGAAAAGGAAGUUGAAUCACAGAAAAUUACAGUUGGAAUAGAAAAAGAUGAUGGUGAAUGCUUGCAGACCAAUAAAUGUUACCUCAGUCCAUGCUUGCCAGAAGAGAAUCAAGAACAAGAUCAGGUUCCAGCAAAGAUGGAGGAAAAUAUUUACACCUCUUCUCCCUGCUUUUCUGAAUUGUGUGGAUUUUGUUCUGAUUGGAGCAGUGCAUUCUAUGGUUCAGAAUGUUUUAGUUUGGAAGUACACCGCUACAUCAGAAAACUUGGAAAGCGAAAAGCUAAUGAAACUCAAGACAUUGAUGCUAAGAAAGCAGAACUUGAACAGAUGAUAAUGAUUGAGACAAAAAAUUACAGGAAGAGUAUAAAAUUCUACCAGAGGCUGUCUCAUAAGGAGAGAAGAAGCAAAGGUGGUGAAGGGAAAAGUAUGUUACCCAAACUGAGGGAACAACUAGAAGAAAUGAAAACAAAGGUACAUUUUCUUGAACUGGUGAAGAAGUAUCUACAGAUUAUGUAUAUAGAGAAAUGGGGAGUUGAAGCAUGCAACCUUCUUACAGUUGUUAACCUGGCAAGAAGUGAAACUCCGGGCAUCAGCUCCUUGGACUGUAUGCUCCUUUUCUAUAAUAUAAAUAAAACCCAGUAUAGAGCCCAGGGUAAUGUCAAUCAAAGUCAGCCAAGGAAUCUACAAGCUGGAACACCACUUGGGCUGAUGGCAUAUCUCUAUUCCAGAAAUGCAUUUUUAGAAGGCUAUGUACAGCAGUUCCUCUUCACCUUUCGAUAUUUCUGCUCACAAGAAGAACUUUUGCAAUUUCUCCUUGAUAGAAUCAGAAUCACAUUACCCAAUUCAAGCCUGGAAUCUUGUUCAUUACUUAGCAAAAUAUACCACCGCACUUUCACCAUUCUGCAGACUUGGAUUGAAGACUGUUAUGCUGUAGACUUUACAAUAAACCCUGACUUUAUGAAUACACUAAAAGAUGUUAUUUCCAAGGCAGUUCUACUCAAUGGCUAUGACAAAUGGUUGCUGUCACUGAUGGAAGACAUUACUAGCAGGAAACGGAACAAUGUUUCUCAGUGCUACAAGACAGAAGAAUGGGAAGAUGAGGAGGAUAGCAAUGAAACAAAACCUUUACACUCUCCUUGCAAAAGGAUCUCAAAAGAUGUUUUACAAAAGAACUUUAACUGGAAACUCUCGAAGAGAAGUGAAGUUGUUGCACCUUAUCAGAGAGACAAACAUAGUAUUUCAUCAGCUUUACCAAAUAUAACAGAAGAAUUCUCAGGCCUUUACACUAAAAUAGAUGGAAUACCAUAUUUCUUAACAGAAUAUACUGCACAACAACUUUGCUGUCAGCUGACCCUGUUGGAACAGGAAAUGUUCCAUAAAUGUCAUCCAGUACACUUUCUAAAUUCAAGAUUACUUGGAGUGAAAGACAAAAGUGUGCCUCUCCAAAAAGCUACUUCCACUGAGCAAUUGCCUGCUCAAGCCUAUAACCUUUUUGUGAAAAACUGUGUCCAAGAUGAUUAUCUUUUGCAGCUUUUAAAACAUGCAGACAAUGUCAGUAAUUGGGUUGCUGCUGAAAUCGUAACAAGCUACAGCUCUAAGAUACAGGUGACCUUGCUGUCAAAAUUACUCUUCAUUGCAAAAUGUUGCUAUGAGCAUAGAAAUUUUGCCACUGCGAUGCAAAUCCUAAAAGGCCUGGAAAAUCUGAUUGUGAGACAAUUACCAGUUUGGAAAUCUUUGCCUUCUAAGGUAUCUGAAAUAAUGGAAGAACUAAAGGCUGUUGAGGUGUUUUUAAAAAGUGACAGCUUGUGUUUAAUGGAAGGAGAGAGGUUUAAGACUUCACCAACAAUUCCAUCAGCCCAUGUUCUGGCGAUGCAUGUACAGCAGCUUGAAACUGGAGGAUUUACGAUGAGAAAUGGCACAUAUAAAUGGACUAAACUCAGAAACAUUGCAAAAGUUGUGAGCCAAGUUCAUGCAUUUCAAGAAAAUCCGUACCGGUUCCCUCCAGAUCACCAACUGCAAUCUUUCUUAAGACAAAGAAUAGCAUCUUUUAGUGAAGCAGACAUUUCUGCCUUAGCAGCUGACAACUAUGCCAAUUUUUACCAGAUACCACCUGAAAAGCAGUCCCGAAAAAUCCAGGACACAUUGCACAGGAUGAAAGCAAUGUUUCAAUAACUGUUUAUAUUUCUUCUUUAACAUUUCAAGGUUAACGUAAUUUACCUUUUGCUAAACUGGUCUAAUAGCAAGUUGUCCUCAAACGAAUUUGUCAAAGCUGCAUGCCAUAUAAAGAAAUUUAAUAUUGAGACCUUAUAUUGUUUUCUUUUAAUUUUUUUAUUGGAGAAUAUGAAGUCUAUAUUUAUAAUCAAAUCUGAGUAUUUAUUGUCUUUUUGGUUGAUGCCUGCUUUUAUUUUUCCUUUAGUUUUAAACAUAUGAAUUGAUCUCUUGAAGUAUGAAUUAUUUCUAUCGUAGAAUGAGGCAGAGGUGCUAAACAUGGAGUGGGGAAGGACAUUAUACCAUCUGUAAGGCUUGUAAUUAUGUAAACUAAUUUUUUUCCAGAUAAUGAGAACUUAUAUUUUCCCUAUUAUUUGAAUUGGCCCUAUUCUGCUUUCAGAACCUAUUGAAGAAGUAAUUUUAGUCAAGGUUUCACCUGAAAUGAGUGCCAAAAAGGCAUUUUGAUGCUUUCUGCUAAGAGCUCACACAAGCCAUUAAAAGAGCCUCCCCUUUGGUGAUUUCUUUCAAAGGACCUUACAAAAGGGGGUGGAAGUGUUUUUUUCAGGACAUCCUUUGCUCUGAAUGGAUUUUUGGGGUAUGGGAGGACAGGAACGUAUCUCUGUUAACAAGCCAACUAGACAACACUCCCUGAUUUGCCACACUGCAGUGCAGCCACAGCAUGGCAAAAUAUGGAUAAUUAGCCCGGAUACUUCAUUAACAGGGAUAUUUUUCCUGUUCCCGUUCCAUGAAGGCAGUGGAUUUGCCCUCACUAAUAUCAUCACAGAGAGCCAGUGUGGUGUAGAGAGCCAGUGUGGUUUAGUGGUUAAGGUGUUGGACUACGAUCUGGGAGACCAGGGUUUGAAUCCCCACACAGCCAUGAAACUCACUGGGUGACCUUGGGCCAGUCACUGCCUCUCAGGCUCAGAGGAAGGCAAUGGUAAACCCCCUCUGAAUACUGCUUACCAUGAAAACCCUAUUCAUAGGGUCGCCAUAAGUCGGAAUCGACUUGAAGGCAGGCCAUUUCCAUUUUUCAAUAUCAUCACAUGGCCAAAUGGGGAAGAGUGAGUGUGUCCAAUCCUGACCUUGAGUGCCCAUGGGGCAUGAUGCAGUAAGGCAGGCCAGAGUUGCAGAACCUCAGAGAGCUUCAACUGAACAACUUGUUCGGAUGAUGUAUGAGAUCAAACUGGUGCCUUUUAUCCUAACGGCCAGAUCACCUCUUCCAGCUCUGCUCCUUCCCAAAGGAUUGGGAGUACUUAAAGGGAGUCCUCUGGCCUGGAGCCUAGAAAUCCGUCUCUUCUCCAUUAAUUGCCUGGAUUCAUUGCCUGCGCUGACUGACAAACUUAGGGCUGCAUGAGGGUCCAUCAUGCAGAAGGCCAGUUCCUUGUGGCGAGGGGUGCAGAUUCAGGGUUACUAUCUCUGGAGGUUCCAGUUCAGGAAUUCCUAGCUCAAAACAUCCACGGUUGACAGGCUCAGGAUUGAUGCUGGGGCAUGGGUUGGUAUCCAGCACCUCUUUUCCAGUGCCACUGGUCCAACUGACCUGUCUGGACCCUCCUCAUCUAGAUCAAAGUCACAGUGCAAGCUGCUGCUGCUUAGGAUAGUUGUUCUGAAGAUUCAGAAGGUUAGAAUUUUCUUGGAAUUCUUUAUUUCCCCUCAUAAAUGACACUUUUUUCACCAUGAUAAUGUUCAUGGGCAAACAUUAAGUGUCAAGUACCUGAAAUCAAUGUAACAUGUUUGUUUGUGUAUGUGUGUGCAUGCUUAUGCACAUGGCUCUUAAUUUCCCCCCCGGGAUUGUUUGCCAAGAUCUUCACUAUCAAGGACUUUCUUCACACUGGAAAUUAUUUCCCCCCCAGAUACUUAGGUUAAUAUCGUCUGUUCACAUGCACUUAUGUAUUAUACAUAAAAGAAAUGCAUCUCUCUUUUAUUUAUAUAUUUUUAUUGUUAUGCUUCCAGAUGGAAGGUGCAGAAUAUUAUGUAACCUUGCCCUGCAGAAUAAAUUUGACCUGUGUUCAAAAUAAGAGAUGGGAUAUUAAUCCAUUGCUACUGAAUUAAUAAUGCAUGCAAGGCUUAUUAUGCCUUGUUCAUUAUAGCUUUUUGGGAUGUUACUUUCACAACCACAAAUCUAGAAACAAGCAUUUACAUUCUGAGAAAUUGAUAUUUUGGUGUGUUAGGACCUAUUCCCUGAAACGCCCUGCCUAUUAAUAUGAGGCAGGAACCUUCAGUGUACUGUUUUCAAUGCUUUUGAAAUGUAUUUGUUUAGGCAAGCCUAUCCAGUAGUGUAAUUUUAUUAUGUAUAUUUGUUUUUUAAAGUUUUGACAAUUUUACUG